AUGGACACCGAAUUCGGCGAAAUCAUCUCAUCCCCACUCUUUACCUUCAUCGUUGGCAGAGCAAAGAAGGAGAUCACGGUGCAUUCCAGAGCCCUGGCUAGCCUAUCAACCACACUUGACAAACUGAUGAAUGGCGAGAUGAUCGAAGCCAAAACUCGUCGCGUUGACUGGUCGGAGGUUACUGAGGAAGCCACCUUCCUGCGUCUGUGCGAAUAUGCGUAUGCGCGCGACUAUACUCCACCACCAUGUUCGCACAGAGAGGUAGAGCCUCCGAGCGUUCCAGUAUCGAAGUCUCCAGAACCGUCGGAUGAUGAGCUCAUGUUUAUGCCAGCCGAACCUACGGCUCGAGCCGACUUCCCACCACCGCCGGAUUUCCAAGGACCCUUUCAUGUUUUUGGGCGCCCUCAAGAGCCACCAGUGGAAGACUCCAAGCCAGCAAUAUUUGCCAGUUACAUUCUACCGCGCAAGAAUGCAAAGGGAUUGCGGUUGCGACGUGACUUGUUUGAUUUUGACAAGCUCAAGGAACAGCACUGGCACGAUGACAUCAGAGUAAACAAGUAUGCUCCCAAGGGAAAUUCGCAACCUCACGAUGACUUUACGGAUGUCUUUGUGGGGCAUGUGGAGCUCUAUAUCUUGGCUGACAGGUAUGGGGUCCUCCAACUCAAGGAGUUGGUCAAAUAUAAGCUGGCAGCCACAUUGAAGCAGUUCACCCUAUGCAAACACAAUGUCAUCGAUUUGGUGGAACCGAUUCAACUGCUAUACCAAAAUACUUUGCCCGGUGAUGCCAUGCGAACUUUGAUUGUAGGAUAUGUCCUCUCAGUGCUUGGUCAGAUAGGGGCUAGUGCCGAUUUCCAAAAGCUAUUAGCAGAAGGUGGAGAGUUUGUUCUUGAUUUCUGGAAGGCAUACUGGGAAGUUUAA
This is a messenger RNA of Aspergillus aculeatus ATCC 16872, 918 nucleotides long. RefSeq lists its product as uncharacterized. The record is from RefSeq and is a predicted model, not a curated record. Bases 1 to 918 code for a protein of 305 amino acids. The transcript has 3 exons. Lineage: Eukaryota; Fungi; Ascomycota; Eurotiomycetes; Eurotiales; Aspergillaceae.